Molecule: messenger RNA, 981 nt
Organism: Austrofundulus limnaeus
Lineage: Eukaryota; Metazoa; Chordata; Actinopteri; Cyprinodontiformes; Rivulidae
Product: olfactory receptor 1-like
Exons: 1
Coding region: 1-981 (326 amino acids)
Biological process (GO): G protein-coupled receptor signaling pathway; detection of chemical stimulus involved in sensory perception of smell
Cellular component (GO): membrane
Molecular function (GO): olfactory receptor activity; odorant binding; G protein-coupled receptor activity
Source: RefSeq, a predicted model, not a curated record
AUGUACUCAGGGGAAAAAUCUACCACUGUGGUAAACUCCACAUUUGUUCGUCCUACAAAAUUCUACAUCGGUGGGUUUUCCAACCUUCCUCAUGUUAAAUAUUAUUAUGUUUUCUUGUGUUUUGUUUACAUCAUGACUGUUCUUGGAAAUGGUUUUCUGCUGUCUGUUAUUUACUUUGUGAAAACUCUUCAUACUCCCAAAUACUUAAUUGURUCUAAUCUGGCUUUYACAGAUUUGUGUGGGAGCACUGCUCUCAUCCCUAAACUGUUGGACACAUUUUUAUUUGACAGGAGAYAUAUUGCCUAUGAAGCUUGUUUAAGUUAYAUGUUCUUUGUUUUUUUCUUUACAUUUGUGCAGUCAUGGACACUUGUGACAAUGGCAUAUGACAGAUUUAUAGCAAUUUGUUUCCCUUUAAGAUACCACAGUAUUGUGACUUAUAAAUCUGUAGUUGCUACACUGCUGUUUUCAUGGAUUUUUAUGAUGAGUAUGAUGGCAACCACAGCUGGGUUUAUUAAUCGUCUUUCUUUCUGUGGAUCUUUAGUGAUACAAAGUUUUUUCUGUGAUCAUGGACCAAUAUAUCGCCUGGCUUGUAAUGACUUUUCUUAUAGUUAUAAUAUGGCUUAUGUUGUCUUAAUUUCAGUCAUUUUUCUUCCUCCUGUACUGAUAUUUUUAACUUAUGUUUGUAUUUCUGUUGCACUGAGCAGGACUACAUCAAAGGAUCAACGACUUAAAGCACUGAAAACUUGUACUUCUCACCUGAUUCUHGUUGCUCUUUUCUUUCUACCACUGGUGGGCACCAAUAUAGCUGCUAUGACCUCCUAUAUUCAUCCAAAUGCUCGAAUUAUAAACUCCAGUUUAACCCACACAGUUCCAUCUAUGCUUAAUCCUAUUAUAUACUCUUUAAAAUCAGAAGAGGUGAUAAAUGCUGUUAAGAAGCUGUGCAAAAGAAACAAACUCAACAGUACAGUUACAAAGUGGUGA